Messenger RNA from Cololabis saira (Pacific saury), 3364 nucleotides. Its product is annotated as G-protein coupled receptor 22-like. Bases 1509 to 2816 code for a protein of 435 amino acids. The record is from RefSeq and is a predicted model, not a curated record. The transcript has 3 exons. Gene Ontology annotation, molecular function: G protein-coupled receptor activity; peptide binding. Gene Ontology annotation, cellular component: membrane. Gene Ontology annotation, biological process: G protein-coupled receptor signaling pathway. NCBI's taxonomy places the organism in Eukaryota, Metazoa, Chordata, Actinopteri, Beloniformes, Belonidae.
AGCUGAGCGGGAGACAAGCGACACCAGGAGUGUGAUGGUUUGCACUUCUAUCAAGACAGUUAGGCAGGAAAGGAGCAGAACAGAGUUGCUUAGAUAAAGAAUAUCCAUGCAACAGUCUAUAUGGAUGGAGAGGACAAAAAAGGGGGACAAAGGAGGGACAAAAAAGAAUAAUCCCACAAGCAUCCAUAACAGGAUGCUACUUUUCUUCUCAUUAGAACUCACAAAGAAAAGACAGUGUGACUCCUGUGCAUCCGUCAGGAUUCAGUGAUCAACCCUGGAUUACUUUUGGAGGAAGCAGAAGCUCAACCAGUAGUUUGCUGUAACAGUCGACCUGGACCGUUGCAGAAAUGAAAGGGAAGGAAACAGAGCGGUGAACGGACGGCUCUGGAGCAUCUGGGUCUACUCGUCUCGGUCACUCUAAUCCAAAGAUGGGGGACUGAAGGACAUUCAGGCGAUGCUAUAUGCAGCUCCUGCUUCUCUCAGUCUGAUUAUUGUCUGGGAUCUGUUUGCUAAUUUGAGAGGCGGGCUCUCCGUCUUACCAAGUGACUUCCACUACCUCAUGAUAAUGACCUUCUCAUAAACUGAUGAAUCAAGCCACCUCCCAAGCCCAGAUACUUACUGGUAAUCAGCGAUGUCAUGGUGGUUGGACAUGUAUGUACUCACAUUUCCAGUGAUUUAGGGUCCAGCAUGUCGAGGGACAAAGUGGAGACGUCCAUUUGAUUUACAAGUGGAUGGCCGCUGGAGCUAAGCAUACAGAGACUGAUGAGGAAGGUGAAGAGUGAAGGUCUCGUCCAUUAGUGCUCCCAAGGGAGACAUGGGCCUGGAUGCUGUCCGGACUCACUGACCUAUCUCAUUACAACAUUACAAUGUUGGCCACUGGAGAAUCUUCAUGGCUGAUUGACAACUCUCCCUGCUGGAGGGCUUGCAAAUGGAUUUAAACGAUUUUGAACAUCUACAUAUCUACGUAUUUCAGUCUUUCUGAGUACAACGAGACCAAAAAAGCACAGAUUUGGAUCACACCAUGAGCAGAACGUUCCAGUUCUGUGCGAGGAAAGGAGUCUACGUUCCUUUUUCUUUCUUGGUUGUAUCCCUCCUGCAUGGGAAUAUCAUGAAAGUAUAAACAGGAGGUGCGUCCAACAUUUCAUCUCUGCUCUAGAUAUCUAUCAGUGCUUUCACCAUCACUCAAGCCGAAAAAACGGGAAAUAAUCUUCAAAUGGCAUUUUCUCUCACAUCCACUGAGGACAGGUGUUGAAUUCCAAGCCUUCUUCCCAUUGAGGUCAGGAAGAAAAAGUUUGCAGCUUUGGAGAGACAGCCAGGUGCUUUUGUGGCUGUCAGCCUCUCUGGGACUAACGGUGAAAGGAAAAGCCUCGCUUGGGGGCUCCGCUGGAGCGGAAACACUUUUCAACGGGCUAUGUUUGGAUGUGAUGCUUGUCUCUGAGGAUCUAACAUGGACUUUAUGCCCUGAUUACGCAGCCCUGGUGUACAGAUAAUUCUGGAGGGAAAGGAUAAUGCAUAUCCUCCUCUGCACGGAAAAAGCCACCAUGAGCAACGUCACAGUAACCGACAACACUGAACCCAUCAACCACACCAUCAGUCAGGAACCCCCCAGCGCCUACACACCUGAAAACUACCCCGUUAGUUUCCAGGUGUCCCUGACAGGCUUCCUCAUGUUGGAGAUCCUGCUGGGCCUGAGCUCUAACCUCACUGUGCUUGCCCUCUACUGUAUGAAGUCCAACCUCAUAAGCUCCGUCAGUAACAUCGUCACUAUGAACCUCCACGUGUUGGACGUGCUGGUUUGUGUGUGCUGCAUCCCCCUCACUAUUGUGGUAGUGCUGCUCUCCCUGGAAAAAGACACUGCCCUCAUUUGCUGCUUCCAUGAAGCCUGCGUCUCUUUCGCUAGCGUUGCAACCGCUGCGAACGUGCUCGCCAUCACCCUCGACCGCUAUGACAUCUCAGUAAAACCUGCAAACAGAGUGCUGACCAUGGGCCGCGCCGUGGCGCUGCUGGCCACUAUCUGGGUGUUGUCCUUCGUCAGCUUCCUCGUACCUUUCAUCGAAGUGGGCUUCUUCGCUCAAGGCCAUCCCGAGCUGAACCAGACGGUGGUGGAAAACCAGUGUUACACCGAAUCUGGUCUCAAUUACCACUUGCUCGCUCAGAUCCCUAUCUUCUUCUUCACCGCCAUUGUAAUGCUCAUCACCUACUCGAAAAUCCUGCAGGCGCUGAACAUUCGCAUCGGCACCCGCUUCCACACCUCACAGAAGAAGAAGGCUCGCAGGAAAAAGUGCCCAUCCAUGACGGCCAUGACGACGCAGCAGGAGGCCACGGAGGGAUCCCAGAGCAGCGGCAGCCGCAAUCCCACGCUGGGCAUGCGCACCUCCGUCUCUGUCAUCAUUGCCCUGCGCCGGGCCGUGAAGCGCCACAGAGAAAGGCGGGAGCGCCAGAAGAGGGUUUUCAGGAUGUCCCUCCUGAUUGUGUCCACCUUCUUGCUGUGCUGGACGCCCAUCACAGUUCUCAACACCGUCAUCCUGAGUACGGGCCCCUCCACCCUCAUGGUCAAGCUGAGACUGGGCUUCCUGGUGAUGGCUUACGGGACCACCAUCUUUCAUCCCCUGCUCUAUGCCUUCACGAGGCAGAAGUUUCAGAAAGUCCUAAAAAGCAAAAUGAAGAAGCGCGUGGUGUCAAUCAUUGAGGCAGAUCCUACCCCCAAUAAUGCCAUUAUUCACAACUCCUGGAUUGAUCCAAAGAGGAACAAAAAGGUGACGUUUGAGGACAAAGACGCCCGGUUGAAAUGUCUUUCUGCUGAGGACGUGCAGUGAAGAAACUCGUUAUCUCAAGAGAAUACAGUCGAAGCAGCUAAAAAUGACAUCAGGUCAUGAUAAAAAAAGGGAAAAUGUUAAUCCAAAGCAUUAAUGUAAAAUAAUAAGUGCAAUAGAAUGUACAAAAAUAGAAGGUAGAUAAUUUAUUAUAAUUUAUUGAAAAUAAAGUAGGUUUCAUAGAUAUGCCAUAUACUGUACUGUAGAUAUUGCAUGUUCUUUUGUAAAAGUACAUACAGCACAUUGUGUUCAUACAAAUACAUGUACAGGAUAGGGAAAACAAGGUAUAUGAGAUAUAUUUGAGACAGAAGUAGGAGUUGUUAUGUAAACAUAUAUUUAUAAUAAAUUUUGUGUUCCCUCACAUAAUGCAGCAAAAAGGCUUUCUAUUCUGCGCUUCCCCGAGUAAAAUGUUUGAGAAUCUGCAACAGCUGUGAGAUUACUCCCAUUCAUCACAAUGCCACUUUCUCUCACAGCAGAGCUCGCAGCCUCCAGUGACUACUGACCUUAUUGCCUGGGAGCUCGCGAAAUGAGAUGCAAAGCAUGAACACGUA